Molecule: messenger RNA, 738 nt
Organism: Dendrobium catenatum
Lineage: Eukaryota; Viridiplantae; Streptophyta; Magnoliopsida; Asparagales; Orchidaceae
Exons: 3
Coding region: 1-738 (245 amino acids)
Source: RefSeq, a predicted model, not a curated record
AUGGAUUUUGCUAUGGGUUUUCCUCGAUCAAGGCAAGGACAUGAUAUUAUUUGGGUGCUUGUCAAUCGAUUAACAAAGUCUGUACAUUUUCUUUUGAUCAAACAGAUGGAUCCGAUGGAUAAGUUAGCUCAGGGUAUUCAGCAAGGUUUGGGUACGAAGUUGCAUUUCAGUACUGCUUUUCAUCCGCAGACUGAUGGAUGUUAUCAGUCAAGUAUUGGUAUAACACCUUACAAAGCUUUAUAUGGCCGAAAGUGUAGAACACCUUUAACUCUGACUGAAGUGGGAGAUAGACAAGAAAUGGGUUCAACUUUUAUAGAUGAAACUGUUAAGAAAAUAAAUAUGAUUAAAGAAAGAUUGAAAGCUGCACAUGACAGGCAACAAAGGUAUUACAUUCAGAAGGACAAGUUUGUAGAAUUUCAGGUUGGUGACUUUGUCUAUGUCAAAGUUAGUCCGAUAAAAGGCGUCAAUAGAUUUGGAAGAGUAUGUAAGCUUAGUCCAAGGUAUGUCGGACCUUUUGAGAUCAUUGAAAGGAUUGGAAAGUCUGCUUAUAGAUUAUUAUUGCCUGAUCAAAUGUCCGAUAUACAUAAUAUUUUUCACGUAUCUUCUUUGAGAAAGUGGAUGUCUGAUUCUGAAAAGAAACUAUCUGCUUAUGAUGUGGAGAUUCAGGAGAAUCUGCAGUACAAGGAAGAGCCUAAACAGAUUUUGGCUUAUGAUGUUCGCAAGUUAAGAAAUAAAUAG